Molecule: messenger RNA, 3544 nt
Organism: Terrapene triunguis (Three-toed box turtle)
Lineage: Eukaryota; Metazoa; Chordata; Testudines; Emydidae
Gene: YWHAB
Product: tyrosine 3-monooxygenase/tryptophan 5-monooxygenase activation protein beta
Exons: 6
Coding region: 982-1716 (244 amino acids)
Biological process (GO): signal transduction
Cellular component (GO): cytoplasm
Source: RefSeq, a predicted model, not a curated record
UCCAUCCAGGCCGACAGCAGGCUAAGUGGGGCCGGCGGUGGGGACCCCAGGCGGGCAGCAGCGUGCCACAGUAAAUCAGCUCAUGUGUCGCCUUUGGCACAUGUGCCAUAGGUUGCCGACCCCUGAACUAGUGUCUUUUACAGAUAUCUACCUCUGGCAGUACAGUUAUUAAUAAGAAGUCCAAUCCGGGCCAUGUCUACAUGAGCAAGCAAACUCAGUUGAAACCUUUUAAUUCCCUUGUAGACACAGUUCAGUACCUUUAAGAUCACUUGAGCUGGUUGUGGUGUUAGAACCUAGGCUAGACAGGACCUAGAUAUUUUCUCAGCUCGCAGGAAUGGGAAGUAGGAUGAUGGCUUCAGUGGCUAAUACAUAGGAGUGUUAGAUUCAAAGUUCUAGUAUCUGAGUGCCUACUGGCUUUGAACGCUGGUUGCUGGCGUUCUUGAUCAGAGAUAGUGUGCAAUCAUAACCUUUUGGAGGGGUUCUAAGCCCUUGUUUGGCAGGCUCUUAAAUCUGCCACUAAUGUCUCUCACCUUCUACUUAGAACUAACAAGCCCUGUUCUCAGAACUCUUCCCCAUGGCUGUGACUUGCAACAGCACCCUUCCCCCCCAAUAAAGUAUCCGUGCUACAUUAGACAAUUCCUGUCAGUCUCUCACUACAGAUGUCAUUGAAUGUACUGCUCUUAGUUGCAGGUAAUGGCCACUGGUAACUUCCACUUGUGGCCUACGAACAUGUCCAGCCCAGGCAUCGCAGAGAUGCUUGUUCCAGGCUGUGGCACACUAAUAUAUUGUUAGGAAGGACGUAGCUUUCAGCUCCUUUAUGGGAGGGACCAGCUAUAACUGAUAGUGGCUUUUUUGUUUUUUUUCAAACAUCACUCCUUUCCUUGUGUCUUUUUUUCCUUCUGGCAAACACUUCCUUCUUAUGGAGCUCAAGCCAUCAUAGCUCUGCAAAGCCCUUCUCCAAGCUUCUAACAAGGAAUAACUAUGGAUAAAAGCGAGCUGGUACAGAAAGCCAAACUGGCCGAACAGGCUGAGCGCUAUGAUGACAUGGCUGCUGCUAUGAAGGCUGUCACUGAGCAAGGACAUGAACUGUCCAAUGAAGAAAGGAAUCUACUCUCUGUUGCCUAUAAGAAUGUGGUUGGUGCCCGUCGCUCUUCCUGGCGUGUAAUUUCCAGCAUUGAACAGAAAACAGAGAGGAAUGAGAAGAAACAGCAGAUGGGAAGAGAGUAUCGUGAGAAAAUUGAGGCUGAAUUGCAGGAUAUCUGCAAUGAUGUUCUGGAACUCUUGGAUAAGUACCUUAUUGUCAAUGCCACACAGCCAGAAAGCAAGGUCUUCUAUUUGAAAAUGAAAGGCGAUUACUUCAGAUAUCUUUCAGAGGUGGCAUCUGGGGACAGCAAACAAACAACAGUAUCAAACUCUCAGCAGGCUUACCAGGAGGCAUUUGAAAUUAGCAAGAAAGAGAUGCAACCUACACACCCCAUUCGGCUUGGUCUGGCUCUCAAUUUCUCUGUCUUUUACUAUGAGAUAUUAAAUUCCCCUGAAAAAGCCUGUAGUCUGGCAAAGACGGCGUUUGAUGAAGCGAUAGCUGAGCUGGACACACUGAAUGAAGAGUCUUACAAAGACAGCACUCUGAUCAUGCAACUACUUAGGGACAACCUUACUCUAUGGACCUCGGAAAACCAGGGAGAUGAAGGGGAUGCUGGGGAGGGAGAGAACUAAUGGCUGUCACGCUUCACUAUAUGUUCAAUGUCACUCUGUAUCCUACACAUAUAUCCCUUUGUGCGACAAGCAAAAAGAAUAGUACAUCGACUUUCACAACCUCAACGUAGCAAAAACUGUCUGUGGGGUAAAAACAAUUGGUUGGUGUUUUGUGUACUUAAAAUGGAGAUUGGUUCUACAACUGCAUUCUGAACUUUCUUCUUAUGAACAUUUGCAGUUAUGAUUACCGUGUUUAUAUUUUUAACUCAGCACUGUGAUUAUGGGUUUUGUGAUUGCAGUUGACUUUACAAAACUCUUCCUGGUAGAAACUAGACAUUAAUUAUGUAACUCUGGAAAGCUUAAUCUGGCACCAAAAUAGUCGAAGUACAAUUCUGUUGUAAAGUUGUACAGAAAGUUAUAAAAAUUAUAUUGUGACACUGGGGCAUGGAAGGAAAACAAUCCAUUGUAUGGCAUUCCAGUUCAGUAACACACUUCAGUGAAUUACUUUAACAGGCACACUCUAUAGACAUUUUUAACCAAGUGUGGUGCACCGCUUUCAGUCAAAAGCUCAUUCUAAGUAAUCUGACCUUUCUGAGGGUUCAGUUUUUUGGGAGGUUAGCAGCCUGAUUUCCAAACUACAUUGGCAAGUAAUUGGGGUUUGACUUUGAAAAAUGGUCCAGUGCUCAUACAACAUGCAUGACUAAAACCCCUUCCCACUGCAAUAAAUUACUUCGUUACAACUUGGACUGUUCUUUAGUAGUGAGAUUUCUUAGUGCACUGCUGUCAACUUGCAACAGGAAAAGACUAAUAUUGUAUGAAUGGCCUUAUUCGUUUUUGGAUAAUACUGUUAAGAGUAAAAUAAUACAAAGAUUGCAUUUCACUUAGGAGAAUUAAAAUCUCUUUGGGUAUUCCCACUCCAAACUCGAUCUGGAAAAAUUUCUAAUAUUCCACUCUGCCAUCUUUGAAUUCACUUUAUAGAAAUCUUCCUCCCAUUGAGUUGAUGUUCAUCCUCACCCUCUCACCUGCUUUUAAACUUCAUUAAAACAUUUCUGGACUCCUACAUGUGUUCCAUUAUUUGUGGAUUAUAAGUGACAGGGUGAUGGAGAGAGAUGUGUGCUAGUGGACAGGUCUCUCACUCAGAUGUUUGAGAGUUGUCAGUGCUGCUGUAGUCUUCAGCUCUUAAUGUCUGCCACUUUAAGCCAGUUCCUGGUAUUACCUAAAAUUUUCAAGAUUUCCCAUUAUUUCUUACUGGAAUGCAGACCUUACACAUUUAUAAUGCUUGUUAGGAACUUGUGAUAUUAGAACUCCAAAUAUCCUCAUUUAGUUGUGUUCCCAAUCAGGUCCAGUCAAAUAAGACCUAAUAAGAGUUGCAUGAAUAAUGCAGUGGAAAAGAUUAGGAAUCUUCAUCUAUCAGUCUCACCGUAUCAUCCCUCUACCAUUUCACCUAGCUGUAGAAUCCAUCUGUUUGUCUGUCCAUCUGUCUGCUGGAGAGAGAAUUUCAUGCACUGAUUUUAAAACUCCCCUCUACUAGCUGAACAAAUAGUGCAGUUAAUACUUGGCGCUUGAUAAAUGCAGUAGUGAUGAAUGUGGAACCGAGCCUGUCUGUAUAUCUGGUAGCUCUUUUCGCUUUGUUUUUACUGACCAGUAUUCUGCCUAAAGUUUGCUUCUGUGAUGGUUAUAUUGCUAGCACACACGUGGUUGUGAGAAUAGUAUAGCAAAAAAGAAAUACCUGGUUAUUGAUGUACUAGAUUUGUGUAUGUCUUUUAAACGGUUCUAGUUUCACCUUACACAAAAUAAUCAGGAGAGUGUAAAAGAAUUCAAAAGUGAAUAAUAAAAAAAAUUUUAUCAG